Anopheles cruzii is the source of this 1946-nucleotide messenger RNA. RefSeq lists its product as uncharacterized. Gene Ontology annotation, cellular component: preribosome, large subunit precursor; Las1 complex. Lineage: Eukaryota; Metazoa; Arthropoda; Insecta; Diptera; Culicidae. The record is from RefSeq and is a predicted model, not a curated record. Bases 49 to 1656 code for a protein of 535 amino acids. The transcript is spliced from 3 exons. Gene Ontology annotation, biological process: maturation of LSU-rRNA; maturation of 5.8S rRNA. Gene Ontology annotation, molecular function: endonuclease activity.
GACGCACGUGCCGCCGUUUUCACUUCGCGUAUCCGAUUGGGCUUCGAAAUGGCUGAUUCCGAGCCGCCACCGCCCUGUAACAUCGAUAUUCUGCGCCCGGACCGAACACACAUUUCGGCGUGGCGGGAUAAGGCCGAGUUUCGGGCGGUGUACGAUCGAGUGUUUGCGACGCCAACCGAUGACAUCGCGGCGAAGGAAGAGGCGAUCCGGUGGAUGAACGUGUGGAAGAUACGGCAGAACAAGGAAACGCCGGUCUGUGUGCGCUGCACGUUGGCCGUGCUGGAGGCCCAGGUGUUUGAUCGGCGUCAGGCGGGCGAGUCCAAUACGGCCGAAAUCAAGAGUAUCUACGCCGGAGCGUUCACACGGUUCAUCAACUGUGUCACGGAGGGCCGACAGACGCACGCCCGUAUGAAGCGGAAACCGUCGACGAUCGCACAGCACGUGCGCAGCAUUGGCAUCGAGCCGUAUCUGGUCGAGUUGCGGCACCUGUGCGCGCACAGUUCCGUGUCGAUCGCGAUCGACGUGUUCCGGCGGUCGGCCGAGUACUGCAUGAACUGGCUGAAGGUGUCGUACUGGGAGCGAGAGCUGGCCACCAUGGAACCGGUCACGUACGCGACGUUCCGUCGACCGGUACUUGGGCCAAAGCACACCGAAUUGUGCCGAGUGCUGCGAGCGUACGAUGCGGCCACUGCCGCACUGGUCCGGAAGGUAUCGGUGGUCCAGAAGGCGCGGCCACACCUGUCGGAUGAUGAGUUCCGGGCGCUCCAGGCGUACGAGACCGAGUACGGAACCUCGAAGCUGGGGUUGAUCGUUGACAAGCUGGUCGAUCAUCUGGAGGGCCAAAGUUUCCUGAGGCAACACUCGGUCACCGUGUGGGCCGUCUGCGAAGCGCUGCUUUCGGAGUGUCCGUACCUGCUGAAGGAUCCACUGAAGAAGGGACCGCAACAGGAGCGGAUGGCAAAGGUGCACGGUCCCCUGUUCCGGGCGCUCGCCGCGAUCGGUUGUUUGCAAGAGUUUUUCGAGCGACUGGUGGCCAUCUGUGAGGAUGCCGAAGCGGACGAUCAGAGGCGCCUGGCCGCACAAUACUGGGCCCUCAAGUUGGUGAUCGGGUUUCAGUUGCUCAAGGAGUUCAAAAAGCACUGCAAAUCACUUCCGGCCGAUCGGUUGGUGUUGUUUGCGGAGUUUUACAGCGGCAAACGGAAACGGUUGGCGUUCCAGGUGGCCGAGGAGUGGUACGGGCGGAGGGCGCUGAAAGAGGGGACACCAAACCAUUCGCUGAUACUCGGUGUGACCGCCGACUGUCCGUGGCACCUUCGACUCGACCGGGCGUAUCUGGUCCAGCGGUUGCAGGUGAUCAACGAUUACACCAAACCGAUCGUCGCUCCAUUAAGCUCGUUGGUGGAACCCGCUCUGCGUCCGCGGCAGUUGCAGGGCAUCGAGCGGCUCACUAAAAUACUUACCAUGGCCAGAGCGACGAAAGCGCCACGUUGGGACGGCACGACGUCGAAAGUGUACACGAUGGAGGACGUUUACAAAGCAACGGGCAAGAGGCCACCAGCCGCAAGCGGCGACACGCGCUGGGGACCUUGGCGGGCGACCGACGACAGUAUCGAGUGGAAGUACAUUCCGCUGGGCAUGAGUCCGUCCGAGCUGUGAAGCUGUGGUAGCACGAUCCUUUGUUCUCGAAGUGCCGAUUGACGUGUUGGACCGCUUCUUGCGUCGACCGUGCGACCGGACGAUCCGGUACCCCGAGCUAGCCUUCCGUCCGGUGCUGAGUUUCGAGGAUCUGGCACGUGCGUUGGCGGAUAUGCGUUAUCCGUCGCUGGCCAUUGCGGAUGACUUCUGGAUGGAACAACCGGCCACGCUGCCAUUCGCUGUACCGCGAGCAUCGAAGUAACCGCGGAAAAAGCAUGUUUCGAAUAAAAUGGGAAAAGAAUGUUGUCUUU